Molecule: messenger RNA, 456 nt
Organism: Solanum tuberosum (potato)
Lineage: Eukaryota; Viridiplantae; Streptophyta; Magnoliopsida; Solanales; Solanaceae
Exons: 2
Coding region: 1-456 (151 amino acids)
Source: RefSeq, a predicted model, not a curated record
AUGGGCAAUUACUAUUUGUGCGAUGGAGGAUAUACAAAUGGAAAUGGUUUUUUGUCUCCCUACCGAGGAUAUAGAUAUUGGUUAAAGGAUUGGCAAGGUGACAAUCCGUCACCUCAAUGUCGAGAAGAGCUCUUUAAUAUGAAGCAUGCUAGGGCGCGUAAUGUUAUUGAAAGAGCAUUUGGACUAUUAAAAGGACGUUGGGAAAUUCUUAGAAGUCCUUCGUGGUACUCGGUUAAGGUUCACAAUAGAAUUAUUAGUGCAUGUUGUUUGAUUCACAAUUUCAUUCGAAGAGAGAUGGAAGCUGACCCAUUAGAUGUGGAAAUGGAAUUCCACAUGGAGAAUCAACAUGAACAUGACAAUAUUAAUACAAUUGAAGCAUCUGAUGAGUGGACCACUUGGAGGGAUGAACUAGCUCAAUCUAUGUGGAAUGAAAGAUUGGGAAAUCAAUCUUUAUAA